GGCGUCAGCUGCCAGUAGUCAAGGCAUCGGUCUUCGCUCACGCGGGUCGGAAUUGCAGAACAAACAGCGGCAUCAUGCGCACGGGGCACGCGCAGGGGAGGGGGAGGAGAGGCACGGCGGCAGCUGUCAGACACGGGGGACAAGGGUCCACAUCGACUUUGCGGUUCAACUGACUCGUAGACGUCCGGUUCGUAAUCACGCAGCUGCCGCUGCUGUGCCCCUGCGUGCGUGCCGAGGGCUGGGGGAGGGGAAGGCGGCGGUGCGGCCCUCAUCGAUCUUGGUUGGUUGCGACACCAGUGAGGUCAUCUCGGCAGAUCGCCUGUAG
Trypanosoma conorhini is the source of this 325-nucleotide messenger RNA. RefSeq lists its product as uncharacterized. NCBI's taxonomy places the organism in Eukaryota, Euglenozoa, Kinetoplastea, Trypanosomatida, Trypanosomatidae. The annotation marks the transcript as partial. The transcript has a single exon. The record is from RefSeq and is a predicted model, not a curated record.